Molecule: messenger RNA, 4242 nt
Organism: Coregonus sp. 'balchen'
Lineage: Eukaryota; Metazoa; Chordata; Actinopteri; Salmoniformes; Salmonidae
Source: the annotation of a GenBank genome assembly
ACCUGGGAGACCCGCUACAUGUUGCUGCUGUGGCUGUCUAUGACCUGUCUGAUACCCUUUGACCUCUCCCGUCUUGACGGUCACCUGACCUCUGACCCCGGCCAGGCCAGAGAGCCAAUCAUGGACCGCAUUCUGGCCGUCGCCAAGGUAACUAAUUCCAGCCUCUCCUGCCGGUGGGCAAUGUUCCGCCGUGUUCUCCCAGGUCCAGUCCAUGUAUGAUGUAUUUAGUUUGUAGCUAACCAUUUCUCUGUUGUUAUUUCCAGUCUUACCUGAUGGUCAGUGAUAAGUCCAGGGAUGCUGCCUCUGUGUUGGUAUCAAAGUGAGUAUUCAACCUUAUUGUUUAAAACCAAAAAAAGCAACAUUUGUGUUGCAUUUCAUGUUCUAGCCAGAAGAGGGAGGACUUGUACUUGAAGAUGCCUAGGCCACACACACACACACACACACAGUUUACGGAGUGUUCCUAGCGUGUCGUCAUCUAACUGCCUGUGUUUGCAGUUUACGGAGUGGUCCUUGCGUGUUGUCAUCUAACUGCCUGUGUUUGCAGGUUUGUGACGCGUCCUGAUGUGAAGCUGAAGCGACUAGGAGACUUCCUGGACUGGAGUCUGACCACCAUCUCUCAGGCCAGUGACCAGACCAUGGGAGGUACUGUGAUCCUGGACGGGGCCCUGCAGUCUCUGGUACGACACACACACACACACACACACACACACACACAGUUCGUCUGUCCGUGAGCGCAUGUAAGUGUGGAUUGCAGUGAUCAGUGUGAAGGCCUAGUUUACAAGAGCCUACAUGUAUGUUUGUGGGAGAUCAUAGCUCUUGUGGGUUUGGCAGGUUUGGCAGGUGUAUAGUGCUGUACCUGUUGUGAGUGUUUGAUGACUGGUCCCAGACCUGUUUUAGGAGCUGGUAUCCCAGAUCCCUAGGGGUUGGCUAUACAGCACAAACAGAUCUAGGAUCAGUGUAGUAGUCCAUAGAGGUGCUGUGGCCUAACUAACUAACCCCCAGUCCCUCACGCUCUUCCAGCUUGUCUUUCUCUUUCAUCUCUUCCUGUCCUGUAGUUGUGCCGUCACCAACCUCCUUGAUUAAACAGUGGAUUAGUCUAUUUUUUCAGGUUAACUCUUGUGUUGUGUCAGUUAGUCUAAAAAGCUAAUUUAAUGCAACCCUCAAGCGAGCAGUGUGUAAAAGUCAUAUUAUUGGCGUUGAAACUGGCGCUACCUGUUUUCAAACCGUUUCUCCUUCUCUCUGUGCUUCUGUAAUAUGACUGGGAGGGGAAACCGGCUUGUCUCUAUGUGGCACUCAGAGCGUUUAAAACUGGCUCUGUGUGUUCUGACUGCCCUAAGGGGCUUAAACUGGCUCUGUGUGUUCUGACUGCCUUAAGGGGCUUAGACUGGCUCUAGUAAGCUUUUUUUUUUGCAAAGUUGCAUUUUGAAUUUCACCAUGCAGCAAAACUUAAAAAGAGCCACUGAGAAAUGGGGAAAGAGACCGAGAGUGUUAUUAGAAGAGUGGUUAAGAUGAACCUUUAUUGGUUACUUUCAAUGCCAAUGUAAGUCCUUGCUGCUACAAUGUAAAGACAUGGAGAAGGUAGAGGUUUGUGGUGCUUUAACCCCAAACAACAUGUUGAUCGAACCCUUAAAAGGGCAGGAGGCACAACAUUAUGAACAAAAUAGGUGUUGGAAUUUCACAACUUUAAAGGAAAAUGUAUUAUUUUGAUCUCCUCCACGAUAUUGAUGUUGUUGCCCUCUCUCCUGACUCUCCUCUCUCUCCUGUCUCCUGUCUCUCCUCUCUCUCCUGUCUCUCCUGACUCCUCUCUCUCCUGUCUCUCCUCUCUCUCCUGUCUCUUCUCUCUCCUCUCUCUCCUGACUCUCCUCUCUCUCCUGUCUCUCCUCUCUCUCCUCUCUCUCCUGUCUCUUCUUUCUCCUCUCUCUCCUGACUCUCCUCUCUCUCCUGUCUCUCCUCUCUCUCCUCUCUCUCCUGUCUCUUCUUUCUCCUCUCUCUCCUGACUCUCCUCUCUCUCCUGUCUCUCUUCUCUUUCCUGACUCUCCUGACUCUCCUGACUCUCCUGUGUCUCCUGUGUCUCCUGUGUCUCCUGUGUCUCCUGUGUCUCCUGUCUCUCCUGUCUCUCCUGUCUCUCCUGUCUCUCCUCUCUCUCCUCUCUCUCUCCUCUCUCUCCUGUCUCUCCUCUCUCUCCUGUCUCUCCUCUCCUCUCUCUCCUGUCUCUCCUGUCUCUCCUCUCUCUCCUCUCUCUCCUGUCUCUCCUGUCUCUCCUCUCUCUCCUCUCUCUCCUCUCUCUCCUGUCUCUCCUCUCUCUCCUGUCUCUCCUCUCUCUCCUGUCUCUCCUGUCUCUCCUCUCUCUCCUGUCUCUCCUCUCUCUCCUCACUCUCCUCUCUCUCCUCACUCUCCUCUCUCUCCUCACUCUCCUGUCUCUCCUCACUCCUGUUUCUCCUCUCUCUCCUGUCUCUCCUCUCUCUCCUGUCUCCUGUCUCACUUCUCUCUCUCCUGUCUCACUUCUCUCUCUCCUGUCUCACAUCUCUCUCCUGUCUCACUUCUCUCUCUCCUGUCUCACUUCUCUCUCUCCUGUCUCACUUCUCUCUCUCCUGUCUCACUUCUCUCUCUCCUGUCUCACUUCUCUCUCUCCUGUCUCACCGCUCUCUCUCCUGUCUCACCGCUCUCUCUCCUGUCUCACCGCUCUCUCUCUCUCUCCUGUCCUCUCCCCUCUCUUUCCUCUCACCUCUCUCUCCUCUGUCUUCUAGGCCCAGCUAUUCAAGCAUGGCAAGAGAGAUGACUUUCUCCAGUAUGGUAAGAAUGUCCUUCAAUAGUUGCUUUUUGAUCAGCAAUUUGACUUUAGAUUGUGAUAAGAAGUUGUCUUACCUCCUUUAAUUGAAUGUACCUGUUGUCCCUCCAUUCUGGAUAAGAGCAUCUGCUAAAUAACUUGAAUGUAGGUGAUCUUCUGAUGUUGACUGAUGUGACCAUGUUGUGAUACUGGCUGUAGGUGAUGAUGUGAGAUACUAAUGCUGGGUGUACACUUCACCACUGUCUGAAUCCUGACAUCGCUGAGCCUCUCACAUUGAACCACCGUCUAUCCUGUAGUGUUUUGUCUUGCCAACGUAGUGGUGAGCACAUUAAACCAUGUGACACAGACGGGGAGUCACUUGGUAGUGAGGAUUCUCCAUACCACGCUGUCUCGCCAAAACAAUGAUGUGAAUAGAUUGUUAACGUAGCUACAAGGAGCUGUGGCUCAAAGCAGCCUCAUAAAUGUUUUCAGUCAGACAUUCACACUUGAACUACGGAGUUGAAAUAUCUAGCCAAUGCAUUUAGAAUUGAAUAACAUUGCUUGUAAACUUCAGAGCUGCAACGAUUUGACGGUUUGGUUAAAGGCAGGUACAAACACAUGCUAAUAGUAGUCAUGGUUCCUGCUCCAGAGUCUACCCAUUCUGGGUGAUGGGAAACAACGUCGUCAUCUCACUGGCUUCUUCUCUGGCCAGCUGUCAUUGGCUAUUGCUAAUCACCGUUCUCAAAAGUUGUCGUUGCACAUCUCACACUACAAGAGCGUUUGAGAUUUUGUGCCGAAAAAAGAUUUUAAAAAUAUCGUGAUGGCUCAAAGACGAGAUGGGUAGCCCUCAGAUUGCAUCUCUGACCCGCUCACAUUAAACGAGCGUCGGUGACGGCCACACGCCCCGAGUAGGCAACGACAUGAGGAGUUUGUCUCCGAUCUCAAGAACUUGUCUGGGACAGCUGAAUCGUAUGCCUGGCUUAACCUGUGAUGCUGCAGUGUCUGGGCCAGUGUAGUGUUACCAUGAUACUAAUGUGUGUCUGUGUGUGUGUUCCCCAGCUCCGGUGGUGCUGCAGUGUCUGGACCAGCGUCAUGUGGCAGAGAGCAGCCAGGCUAUGCUGAGGAAGCUGGGGGUCAAGCUGAUACAGAGACUGGGUCUCACCUUCCUCAAGCCGCGACUGGCCAAGUGGAGGUGAGACGCAUGCGCGCGCACACACACACACACACACACACACACACACACACACUGAGGUAGGGGUCAAGCUGAUGCAGAGACUGUCUCACCUUCCUCAAGCAGUGGAGGAGACACACACACUCCCUAAAUGUUAAUUUGGGAGCCUUUGCCGUAGAACAUUUCCUAAAGGAAACACUGUGUUGAGACUUUGUGUGUUUGCUUCUCAUUCAGGUACCAGAGAGGUAGUCGCUCCCUGGCAGCCAACCUGUCCCAGUCCCAGUCUAGCUCCACUGUAGAGGCU